Molecule: messenger RNA, 1437 nt
Organism: Erythranthe guttata (spotted monkey flower)
Lineage: Eukaryota; Viridiplantae; Streptophyta; Magnoliopsida; Lamiales; Phrymaceae
Source: RefSeq, a predicted model, not a curated record
UAUCUCUGCUGUCAACAAUCGAAAGGGACAUGAAAUUGUAUGUAAAUGUGGAUAAAGAUUUCGAUUUGAAAGUUCUUGAUUUAUGAAACGAUCCCAUCUCCGAUUUUUUUUUUCUUGUUUUGAAAAUAAAAAAUAAAAUGAAAAUUGAUAAGGCUAUUAGAUAUGCAGAUAGCAGCAGGAGAAGGUACUUAGCCGAAGAAAUAGACAAACUCGGAAAAAACAACAUCUCCGCCGACAUUUUCACGUUCCACGAGCUGUCUAAUGCCACGCAGGACUUCAACACUGAUAAUUUGAUCGGCGAAGGCGGAUUUGGGAGGGUCUACAAAGGCCACCUCGAAAGAAAAGACAUUGAAGUUGCGGUCAAACAGCUCGACAGAAACGGUUUCCAAGGAAAUAAAGAAUUUCUAGUGGAAGUUCUAAUGUUGAGCCUUCUUCACCAUACGAAUCUCGUUAGUCUAGUAGGGUACUGCGCCGAGGGAGAUCAAAGAAUUUUAGUCUACGAGUACAUGGCAAACGGCUCCUUGGAAAAUCAUCUCCUAAAUUUGGCCCCCGAUAAAAAGCCUCUCGAUUGGGAAACGAGGAUGAGAAUCGCUCAAGGUGCGGCGAAGGGGCUCGAAUACCUGCACGAAACGGCUAACCCUCCGGUUAUUUAUCGGGAUUUUAAGGCGUCCAACAUACUUUUAGACGGGGAAUUCAACCCGAAACUUUCCGAUUUCGGGCUUGCUAAAAUAAGCCCGGCCGGUGGAAAGCCCUACGUUUCCACGAGGGUGAUGGGGACCUACGGCUAUUGUGCACCGGAGUACGCGUCCACCGGCCAGCUCACCACGAAAUCCGAUGUUUAUAGCUUUGGAGUUGUCUUCUUGGAGAUGAUCACCGGUAGAAGAGUUGUCGAUAAUUCGAAACCGAGCGAAGAACAAAACUUACUCGAUUGGGCACGGCCAUUAUUUAAAGACAAGAAGAAGUUUCAUCUAAUGGCGGAUCCGUUGCUAAACGGGAACUACCCGGAAAAGGGACUAAACCAAGCUCUUGCGAUAGCGGCAAUGUGUCUACAAGAAGAUGCGACUACUCGGCCUUUGAUUACCGACGUUGUUUCUGCCUUGGAAUUUUUAUUCGUCGCUAAAGGGCAAGAAGAGGCUGAUCAAGAUGAUGAUGAUGCUGAUCAUGAUAAACAACAAUAGAUCUACUACACAAGGUUGUAUUAUUAAAUGUAAAAUCAUAUAGUAUUAAGACAAUUUUGAUUGAUAUUCAUACGACGGUUUGGCGAACAUAGCGAUUAUUAUUUAGACUCGAUUUUGUAACGUUAUUUUUUUAAUUCAAAUUAUGUUAGGGGAGUGAGGGAGCAUGGUUUGAUUGAUUUGCUUUAAGUCGAGUCCCAGAAAAUAUAUUUGUUGAUUGAUUUGGAAUUAUUUGCAAAUUCUGUUUCUAUUGUUUAUGAUU